This is a messenger RNA of Sodiomyces alkalinus F11, 1053 nucleotides long. RefSeq lists its product as hypothetical. The record is from RefSeq and is a predicted model, not a curated record. NCBI's taxonomy places the organism in Eukaryota, Fungi, Ascomycota, Sordariomycetes, Glomerellales, Plectosphaerellaceae. Gene Ontology annotation, cellular component: cytosol. Gene Ontology annotation, biological process: cytoplasmic translation. The transcript is spliced from 2 exons. Gene Ontology annotation, molecular function: metal ion binding; mRNA binding. Bases 1 to 1053 code for a protein of 350 amino acids.
AUGCCGCCCAAGAAGGUUGAGAAAGGAGGCAAAAAGCCUGCCACCCAAAAGGUUGUCGAGGACAAGACCUUCGGCAUGAAGAACAAAAAAGGCGGUGCCGCUCAAAAGCAAAUAAAGCAGAUUGUUGCUCAAGCAAAGUCAGGUGGAACCCCGGAACAGAAGCGGAAAGAGGCCGAAAAGGCUGAGAGAGCGAAAGAGAAGAAGGCGGCAGAGGAUGCCCAGAGGGAGGCGGAGGCACUUCUUAAUAAGCCUGCUCAAGUCCAAAAAGUCCCCUUCGGCGUCGACCCUAAGACAGUCGUCUGUAUCUUUUACAAGAAAGGCAACUGUGAAAAGGGCAAGAAGUGCAAGUUCUCCCACAACCUCGAAGACGAACGAAAGACGGAGAAGAAGAGCCUGUACCAGGAUACCCGUCAGGAUGAGGAGGAAAAGAAGAAGACCGAGACCUCAGCGGACUGGGACGAGGAGAAACUCCGAUUGGUCGUUCUUUCGAAGAAGGGCAAUCAGAGGACGUCCACCGAUAAGGUCUGCAAGUAUUUCAUUGAGGCCAUCGAAGACGGAAAAUACGGCUGGUUCUGGGUAUGUCCCAAUGGAGGGGAUAAGUGCAUGUACAAGCAUGCUUUGCCACCUGGCUUUAUCUUGAAAACCAAGGAGCAACGGGCAGCGGAGAAGGCUCUGCUGGACAAGUCUCCACUCAAGACCCUUACCCUCGAGGAAUUUUUGGAAUCCGAACGCCACAAGCUCGUUGCGCCUCUCACCCCGGUCACACCCGAGACCUUUGCGAAGUGGAAGAAGGAGCGCCUGAGCAAGAAGGCGGCCGAGGAACAGGCGAAGCGGGCCAAGGAGGCUACCGGUCGUGCCAUGUUCGAGAGUGGAUCCUGGAAGUUGGAUGACGACUUGGACGACGACGAUGAUGGCGCAUUGAACCUGGAAAAGCUACGCGCGGAAACUGAGGCAUUGCGCGAAAAGAAGGAGGAGGAGAGAUUGGCUACGCUCUACGGGACUGGUACCGUUGACACCACAGACACACCGAACGGCGAACCAUCGGGAUCUUGA